CCAACUUUUUGUAGGGUUUCCAUCUGGUGGAAUCAGCCUUACGAUGUCCGAAUGAACUCUCUUCGCGAUCCGUUCAGCUUGCGCAAUAAAACCCCGCUUCAGAUUUUGCGUUCGCCCCUAUUACAAACCAUCCAAACAGAAGUCCAGAAGGCCGCGGGCCCAGCUAUUGACUCGGCGGUCGAAACACUCGGAUCAAUGUCGUUUUCCAUUCCGAAGAACGUCCCUUCAUUCACGAGCCCUAACCGUGAAUUUGAAGAUGGAGCUGUUGGCGGCCUAUUCGGAGCCAAUAGAGAUCUACCAUUAUACAAGGACAAGCCUUAUUACCAAAGAUCGGGGCGAGAUCGGAGAAAGAUGUAUCGACGGAAACGGUUUCUAGGUGGUCUCAUAGCCAUCUUUGGACUGUUCUACUGGUUUGGGUAUUUCCCCGGUACUGGCACAAGCAUCCUUCCGAUUAAGAAGAAAACCAAGGAAAUUGUGAACUGGGAGGAUAGGAGGGAGAAGGUUAAGGAAGCCUUUACGUUGAGUUGGAAUGCUUAUGAAAAGCACGCUUGGGGCAACGAUCAGUUCUUUCCUGUCACCAAAGCAGGACGGCAGAUGAUCCCUAAGGGCAUGGGCUGGAUUAUCGUUGACGCACUGGACACUAUGAUGAUAAUGAACUUGACGAAGCCGUUGGAAAAGGCUCAACACUGGGUGGAACACUCACUCACUUUUGAGCAGGACAGCGAAGUGAACACGUUCGAGACCACUAUUCGAAUGUUGGGCGGCCUGUUAUCCGCACACUACCUCUCCCAGGAUUUGAAACUUGUUCCUGUGAAGAAGGCUGUCGAAGAUAUGUACCUCAAUAAAGCUACAGAUCUUGCGGACAGGUUGCUGGGCGCCUUCGAUUCUCCUUCAGGGGUCCCCUUCGCGAGCGUUAAUUUGAAGUCCCGCGAGGGAGUGCCUUCACACGCAGACGGGGGUGCAUCAUCAACAGCGGAAGCCGCAACGCUGCAGUUGGAGAUGAAAUAUCUCUCAAAGUUGAUUGGUGAAGCCCUAUAUUGGAAAAAGGCAGAGAAGGACGGCCUUGUCCCGAUCUUUGUUUAUGCUGAUACCGGAAAUUUCCGUGGACACGAAAUCAGGUUAGGAUCGCGAGGUGAUAGUUAUUAUGAAUACUUAAUCAAGCAAUAUCUCCAGACUAAAAAUCAGGAGCCUAUCUACCUAGACAUGUACAACGCUGCUAUGUCAGGUGUCAAGAAGCAUCUCAUCGCCAAAUCCCAUCCAUCACAUCUUACAUUUAUCGCCGAACUUCCAAAUGGCAUUGGCGGUGAAUUAUCUCCCAAGAUGGAUCACCUAGUUUGUUUCAUGCCAGGUCUUUUUGCUCUCGGUGCUACUGAAGGCCUUACGGUCGAAGAAGCGCGCAAAGCAGAAAAGGGGGUAAAGUGGGGCGUCCGACAAGAGGAAGACCUUAAACUUGCCCGUGAACUCAUGCGCACCUGCUAUGAGAUGUACAAUGUUACGGCCACAGGGCUCGCCCCGGAGAUUGCAUGGUUUAACCUAAAGCAUGGCAAGAGUGGCGAUGGAGAAUUCCUCAAAGAGGAUCCAAGCAAAGACAUCAUUGUCAAACCCCGUGAUGCGCAUAACCUCCAGAGGCCAGAGACGGUCGAAAGUUUAUUCGUCAUGUGGAGGAUCACGGGUGAUGAGAUCUAUCGUGAAUGGGGGUGGAAGAUUUUUGAGGCCUUUCUUGAGCAUACUGCCGUUGGCGAAGGCGCAAAGGAUGGCUUUACCAGUCUUGAUAAUGUCAAUGAGAUCCCGCCUAAGCAACGCGAUAACAUGGAGAGCUUCUGGCUGGCUGAAACCCUGAAAUAUCUCUACCUACUCUUCUCCCCGAACGAUAUCCUCCCUCUCAACGAGGUGGUCUUCAACACGGAAGCUCAUCCAUUUCCCAAAUUCGAGAUGGGCCAUCUCUUCGAGACGGGCUGGAAGCGCCUGCCAAGAGACAAGGAGGGGGUAAUCAUUAAGGAGGGGCCAAAGGAGGAAGAUGCAGAAAAUCCGAAGAAAGACAAGGAUGAGAAAUAGAAUAAUUUGUACAACUAAUGUGAUUUCGUGUGAAUAUUCAAAAGUGCAAGGGAGGGGGAGGGGGCGUACUUUUUAGGGGAGGUGUAAUCGAUCGGGGUUUUUUUUAUUAUACCAUCAUACCACUAUGUAUGAUCGUGCAUUUCUUGGUAUAACCUUUUGGACGCAAGGAUUGGGCAAGGUAGUUUUAAUAAUGGAGAUUUGUGGAUUUCGAAAA
Molecule: messenger RNA, 2269 nt
Organism: Tuber melanosporum (Perigord truffle)
Lineage: Eukaryota; Fungi; Ascomycota; Pezizomycetes; Pezizales; Tuberaceae
Exons: 6
Coding region: 196-2055 (619 amino acids)
Biological process (GO): N-glycan processing; carbohydrate metabolic process
Cellular component (GO): endoplasmic reticulum; membrane
Molecular function (GO): mannosyl-oligosaccharide 1,2-alpha-mannosidase activity; calcium ion binding
Source: RefSeq, a predicted model, not a curated record